Molecule: messenger RNA, 1576 nt
Organism: Penaeus chinensis
Lineage: Eukaryota; Metazoa; Arthropoda; Malacostraca; Decapoda; Penaeidae
Exons: 4
Coding region: 274-1077 (267 amino acids)
Source: RefSeq, a predicted model, not a curated record
GCAAAGCGAGUCUUAAUCAACGGUCGCCGAAUCCGCGACCUUCCCAACCCCCUCGUUAACUCUUUCCCAAUCAAGAUCAAGUUUGCGAAAAGGGGAAAAAAUAGAUAAAACAAAAAAGAAUAAAGAAACCUAAGAGUUUCAACACAUUCCAAGGAUGAAGCAAGAUCCGGCGCCUUCUGCCGUGUCUUCGUCAGUUCCCCCUCGCCUCCCGACGCGGACGGACGCCGGAGCCCAGCAGUACUCGACGCCCCAACCAGCAGCCUCGUCUGAGCUAUGGGUCGUCGCAAGCGGAGUGGGCGGAGUCCCGUGGGCGUCGGGGCUCUGCUGUGGGCGGCGGCGACGGUGCUGAUGGUCGCCUCCGUGGCCGGGGCUGAGAAGUUCGUGUUUAGGUUCAAGGAGAAGGGCAGCUCCUUCUACCUGGUCAAGGGAUUCGCGCUCGCGACUCAUUAUGACGUCACCGUGCUGCCUUCCGCCUGCCACUGCCGCCGCCGCUGCGAGGUGACCCCCUCGUGCCACUCGGUGUCCAUUGUGCCGCGCGCCGCAGGGGGGGUGGAGUGCCGCACCUCCAGCAGGCCCGGAGACCUGAACCUCGCGUCGGAGCGGCCUGACCUCCUGCUGACCUCGGGCGCCACGCACUUCCUCCAGACAGAUCCGGGUAACUGGGAUGAGCCAGAGGUCGAUGGAAUGUUCUAUUACGUCCGAGCCUUUCCCUCUAACUCUCCUCGAUGCGAUUUUGGAUAUGAAUUUGCCACAGCCAAGUCGCUGACACAGUACGAGAUCUUCAAGAAGUUUUACGAUGUCUACAACACUCCCCUGUGGGUUGGCCUUCGUCUGCACAACGUCGUCAAUACCACCGACUACGAGCCGCGCUGGGAGAACUCGACCACGACCUCCCCCCUCGAGGAACUUCCCUACGACCAGUCUGGGCUCCCCGCGUCGGCUCUGCAUGCUGAUCAUGACGCUGAAUACUAUUUCUACUUGACCAAGACUGGCUCCGACUACGAGUUCCAUACCAGUGGUCCUUCCAACCGGUUCACUCUGUGUCAGGAUAACAGGUUACAGCUCAAGUGGCCUUGACUUUGACUGACUCUGGGAAUCUGUUCUUGCCUCGUGACAGGAGGAGGAGGCUCUGAACUGCUGCUGCCCAUGCCACGCGCACAGAACACUCACUCCUAUGCAGGAAGAUACAAAUCUUAAAUACACACAGAUAUACAUGUAAAUACACACACACACACAUACGUUUAUACAUAUAUAUAUGUAUGUAUAUAUGUAUGUGUGUGUGUUUGUGUGUGUGUGUGUUUGUGUGUGUGUGUGUGUGUGUGUGUAUUUGUUUAUCUAUUUACUUAUUUAUCUGUUUACAAAUAGCCAGGUAUCUGUAUGUGUAAGUGUAUCCGUGGGUAUGUGUGUGCGCAUAGCCGCUUUUGUGUCUAAUUAUAUAUUGAAAACACAGUAACGUGCACACAAAGAUGAAAUGGUAAACCGCCACAGUUUAUUUACUCGAUUGAUGAGUGAAUCCAGGGUAGUUCGAAACGUCACGAUUUAAUUUCAUUUUAUUUAAGCCUGUUCUCCUUUUCAC